Prorocentrum cordatum is the source of this 466-nucleotide messenger RNA. NCBI's taxonomy places the organism in Eukaryota, Dinophyceae, Prorocentrales, Prorocentraceae. The record is from the annotation of a GenBank genome assembly.
GCGGCGCAGCUCUGCAGGGAGCGGCUGCACAAGCAGCCCAUGGGCGACAGGUACGUCGAGGUGCUCGCCUGCGUGGACCGCACGGCGAAGACGCGCCAGCGGCGCGCCGCGGAGGCAGGCGCGCCGGCGGGUGCGCCCGACGCCUGCGGUCCGGAGGGCGACUGCGAUCAGGAGAGGGUCCUGCAGGAAUGCCGCGACCACAUGCGGGCGCAGGGGCCCCAGUUGCUGCUGAGCAUGCUCGGCAUCGCGCUGUCGGAUCCGGCGCGGAACUUCCUCCGCCGCACGAACCUGGGCCUGAAGCACUUCCUCGCGCGGCAUCCGGAGGAGUUCCGGGUCGAGGGCCCGAAGGGUGGCGAGAAGGUGCUGUGGGCUGGCGCGGGAAUGGGGCACGAUUUCCAGAGCAUGAUGGCCGCCGAUCCCGCCAUGCAGUGGGCCCUGGCGGCAACCAUGAGGGACCGAGAGCCAG